Staurois parvus is the source of this 484-nucleotide messenger RNA. NCBI's taxonomy places the organism in Eukaryota, Metazoa, Chordata, Amphibia, Anura, Ranidae. The record is from the annotation of a GenBank genome assembly.
UCAUGCUGCUGCCAGGUCCAGAGUGUCUCAUGGGUCCCUGUACGGCCUCCCAUUGCUGCUGUCUCCAUCGCCACACUCUGCCAUGUGCCACUUUCAGGUCUCCUCACACUGCUGGUGGGUUCCAUUUUGUCAUAGGGUGCUGGCAGAUUACGGGCCUCCCAUUGCUGCUGCCAGGCCCGUAAUCUGCCAUGGGCCCCCGUACCGACUCCUCAUGCUGCUGCCAGGUCCAGAGUGUGUCAUGGGUCCCUGUACGGCCUCCCAUUGCUGCUGUCUCCAUCGCCACACUCUGCCAUGUGCCACUUUCAGGUCUCCUCACACUGCUGGUGGGUUCCAUUUUUUCAUAGGGUGCUGUAUGGCCUCCCAUUGCUGCUGCCUCCACCGCCACACUGUGGCUCCACACUCUGGUUUUGGCCCCGUGACUGCCCAAAUGAGUGAAGUGUGCGGUGAUUCUAAGAUCGACGGCACUCAUCUGCAUGUCAUACUG